Humulus lupulus (European hop) is the source of this 898-nucleotide messenger RNA. RefSeq lists its product as uncharacterized. The record is from RefSeq and is a predicted model, not a curated record. The transcript is spliced from 4 exons. Bases 88 to 663 code for a protein of 191 amino acids. Gene Ontology annotation, molecular function: acid phosphatase activity. NCBI's taxonomy places the organism in Eukaryota, Viridiplantae, Streptophyta, Magnoliopsida, Rosales, Cannabaceae.
CCAACCAAUACGAAUUCUCUUUCUCUAUUCUCUGCGCUAUUCUCUAUUCUCUAUUCUAGAGAGAGAGAGAGAGAGAGAGAGGGAGAGAUGGCAGACGAGAGGGUGAAGACCGAAGCUCUCCAGAUAAUGGGAAUGUUCCAUGUUCUUCCUAGACUGGUCGUCUUCGAUCUCGAUUACACUCUCUGGCCUUUUUACUGUGAAUGUCGCUCUAAGCGUGAAAUGCCAUAUCUGUAUAAGGAUGCUAGUGGCAUAUUGCAAGCAUUCAAGGAAAAGGGUGUCGAUCUCGCAAUUGCUUCUCGGUCACCUACUGCAGAUACAGCUAAGACAUUUCUUGACAAACUCAAUAUUACAACCAUGUUUGUAGCUAAGGAGAUUUUUUCUAGUUGGACUCAUAAAACAGAUCACUUCCAGAAAAUUCAUUCCAGAACUGGAGUCCCCUACAGCUCAAUGCUUUUCUUUGAUGACGAAGAUAGGAACAUAAAAGAGGUUUCUAAAAUGGGGGUAACAAGCAUUUUGGUUGGUAAUGGGGUCAAUCUUGGAGCACUAAGGCAUGGUCUAACUGAAUUUUGUGAAAACGUGAAUACUUCUGAGAAGAACAAGCAGAGAUGGAUUAAAAAAUUCUCCGGAAAUUCAAGUUCAUCUGAUAAAAAUGAGAAGAAAUGAGUAUCUCGAGAUGUUGAUCUCUGUAGUUUGCAGGAUAAUUUUUAAACGACCAUAUUAAGAUGAUGAUUAAUGAUUGUUGUACUGAUUUAUCAAGAAAUGCUUUCUUGAAUACUAGUCUUCAACAUGUUACAACGAUUAAACCAUUCAGAACUAGUCAAUUCUACAAUCUCCUUUCUCUGUAUUAAUUGUUUGUUAAUACUACUAUCUAUAUACAAAUCCAUUAUUAAAUUUUCAA